Molecule: messenger RNA, 1786 nt
Organism: Dendrobium catenatum
Lineage: Eukaryota; Viridiplantae; Streptophyta; Magnoliopsida; Asparagales; Orchidaceae
Exons: 7
Coding region: 103-1362 (419 amino acids)
Source: RefSeq, a predicted model, not a curated record
CUUCUUCUUCCACCAUUUCUUACAAACUCUUCUUCUUUUCAGCAGUAAUCAACCAUCAAAUUUUGAGAGCAGGGGAGUGAUCGGCGCACGUUAGCACAGGCCAUGAGGGCGCAUGCUAGUGUCGUUUUUGAGGUGGUGGUGUUGCUGAUAUGCUUCGAGGUAUGGCUAGCCUGUGCGACGUCGCCGGCCAACGCCGGAGACUUGAACAAACAGUUAGCCGUAUGGAAGCACCUAAGAAGGCUCAACAAACCUGCCGUGAAGAGCAUUCAGAGCCCUGAUGGAGAUAUCAUAGAUUGUGUAAACAUAGCUCAACAGCCAGCAUUUGAUCACCCUUUCCUAAAAAACCACACAAUUCAGUUGAGACCUGGCUUUCAUCCUGAAGGCCUUUAUGAUGAGAGCAAGAGAGCUUCAGAUGCAAGCAACAAUAGACCCAAUACUAUAGUUCAGCUCUGGCAUCAGAAUGGGAGAUGCCCUGAGGGCACAAUACCCAUAAGAAGAACAAGAAGAGAUGAUGUUCUCAGAGCUAGCUCAGUGAAAAGAUAUGGAAAAAAGAAGCAAAUGAGCUUUCCAAGACUACUAUUUGCAGACCCUGACUUCAUCAAUGAGGGUGGUCAUCAACAUGCAAUUGCCUAUGUAAAUGGGGAGAAGUUUUAUGGAGCAAAGGCAAUAAUAAAUGUCUGGGAACCAAAUAUUCAAUUGCCCAAUGAGUUCAGCCUCUCCCAGCUCUGGAUCCUGGGAGGUUCCUUUGGUCAAGAUCUCAAUAGUAUUGAAGCAGGCUGGCUGGUCAGCCCAGAACUCUAUGGAGAUAAUAAUACUAGGCUCUUCACUUACUGGACUAGUGAUUCUUAUCAAGCAACUGGCUGCUACAACUUGCUAUGCUCUGGUUUCAUCCAGAUCAGUAGUGAGAUAGCAAUGGGAGCCAGCAUCUUUCCUGUAUCUCAGUAUGAUGGCUCGCAAUAUGAUAUCAGUAUACUUGUAUGGAAGGAUCCAAAGGAAGGCAACUGGUGGAUGCAAUUUGGAAGUGAUUAUGUUAUGGGUUACUGGCCUUCUUUCCUCUUCUCUUAUUUAGCUGACAGUGCAUCCACUGUAGAGUGGGGAGGAGAAGUGAUCAACUCUGAACCAGAUGGACAGCACACUGCCACUCACAUGGGCAGUGGACAUUUUCCUGAAGAAGGAUUUGGCAAAGCAAGCUACUUUAAGAAACUCCAGAUAGUUGAUGAAUCUAAUAAUCUGAAGUCCCCAAAAUGGAUUAGUACAUUCACAGAACAAUCAAAUUGCUAUGAUAUUCAAUCUAACAAUAAUGGAGAUUGGGGUAGUUAUUUCUACUUUGGUGGGCCUGGCAGAAAUCCCAAUUGCCAAUAGAAAAAAUCUUUACUUAGAGCACACUCCUUGUGUUUUUUAUUAGAAUUUGAUGAUCUCCAUGUAAGUGGUUGGAGUGAAAGGCAAGGUUGCUUAGUAUUUUAUGUGCUUGUCUAGCUCUCCUUGCUUCUAGUGAUUUGUGCAGAUCUGUUGCUGUUUUCAUGAAAUUUUAGCAUCUUUGCAUUUGGAAGUGGAACUAUUAGGUAAGUUUACAGGGUGUUUAAAUGUUUCAUUACUUGUCAGUAGGUGAAUUUGUUAUAUUUAUGCUUCAGCUUUAUAAAAGGUUUUACAUGUGAUUGUGAAAUAGUAGUUGUUGGCUACAGGAUUGUGACACAAAUCAUAUUGAGUUGGAUUGGCUGCUUUUGCAUGGGACUGCAAAUAAUGUAAACUUUGCAUUAGCUACCUCGCAAUUUUUACCAAUUAAAUA